AUGGACCCUCCCAACACAACAAGUCAACCCUCGGUCGAGAAUCAAUCGAAUCAAUCCUCCUCCGAGUCACUAUUCCUGAAUAACUUAUUCAAGCAACCUCACCCGUUGUUUAUCUCUCAGUUAUACACGACGGGAAAAUACACAGACCUUAUCAUCAAGUGCCAAGGAAAAGAGUUCAAAGUCCAUCGAGCAAUUAUUUGUUCUCAAUCAAAGCCUCUUGCUGCGGCUAUAGAUCACGGAUUUAAGGAAGCUACUGAUGGUGUCUUCGAUUUCGACGAGGAGGAACCAGAGAUUGUGGAGUACAUGAUCCGAUUUCUUUAUGAUGGUCUCUACUCUGUAUCCAAACAACAGAAGCAUCCUGAUACUGCGACGUGGGGAGGAAACGCAACUUCUGCCAUGCCAGAUGGAACAUUUCUUACUGGAGAUUCAUCGGACCCGCCAUUUUACUUUACUAAGCAAUCCUUCCGCGCUACAGCAAACAGUGAUACAGGUGGACCUGAGAAAGUCUUUGGAUCAACUCUCCCGGCUGGGCAAAAGUUAUUUCCAAGCUUAAACGGCGCCUCCAUUUUCGGACCUCCACAAGCACCAAGAGAUAGUGGACGCAACUUGUUCAGCUAUGUACCCCAAACUCGUGAAAACUCGUCGUUAUUCAGCCUUUACCGCGACGUUGCUCCUCGUACUGCACCUGCACCCGCAACUGGAAACAAUUUUCGCUCUGUUUCUCCAACUACUACUCAAGCAACUACCUCUCGGUCGACAUCAAACGUAUUUGAGCCCAUUGUUUUUACCAAUGCCUCGACAACUGGAAACUCGUUUGCUCCCAAUGCUCCUGUUGCUCCUGUCGAUGCCCCUACAACUGCGACCGCGUCCUCAAUACGGAACUUGCUUGGUGCACCCACAGAGAAUACUUCGCGCAAUAAUAUCGAGGCAGCAAAGACUCCAAUCCAAUUAUCAAAAGGCAAAUUUAAUUGGUCAGGUCGUGGUAGUCUUUUUGGCAAGAGCGCAACUUAUGGUCUGUCGUCCGAAAACAUCGAGCUUCAAGCGGAGGAUUUGAUCAAGCAUGCAAAGGUCUAUAUCAUGGCAGAAAAAUACGAUAUCCAGACAUUGAAGAGACUUGCUCGUCAAGGAUACUCCUCUGUCGCAGAUAAUUACUGGAACUCUUGUUGCUUUGUUCAAAGUAUUGAACUUAUUUUCGAUGGCACACCUGAUAUUUCCGAAGGUGAUGAUCUUCGAAAGGCUGCUCUGGAAGUUGCUAGUAGAUAUAUGAAACAACUUCUAGUGAGGGAAGAUUUCGCUCAAAUGUGCCAGGAGAGAGGUGAUAUCAGUUUCGCAAUUCUUCAGUGGUCUUCGUGGUCGAUGUAA
Molecule: messenger RNA, 1362 nt
Organism: Botrytis deweyae
Lineage: Eukaryota; Fungi; Ascomycota; Leotiomycetes; Helotiales; Sclerotiniaceae
Exons: 3
Coding region: 1-1362 (453 amino acids)
Molecular function (GO): protein binding
Source: RefSeq, a predicted model, not a curated record